Messenger RNA from Cyclopterus lumpus (lumpfish), 2126 nucleotides. RefSeq names its product apolipoprotein O-like (gene apool). The record is from RefSeq and is a predicted model, not a curated record. Gene Ontology annotation, biological process: cristae formation. Gene Ontology annotation, cellular component: MICOS complex. Lineage: Eukaryota; Metazoa; Chordata; Actinopteri; Perciformes; Cyclopteridae. The transcript is spliced from 11 exons. The coding region runs from base 67 to 1704 and encodes 545 amino acids.
CACACCGUGUGUCCGAGCCCCUCCAAGCUGCUCAUCAGAGCCGAAAGAAGAAGGAGGAGCGCUGUCAUGGCGGCCAAGGUGGUGAUGGUGGCCGUCCCAACGGUGAUGGGCAUAGCCUCCAUCCGUGUGUAUACUGUGAGCGAUGUGCCCGCUGAUGGACUGGUUACUCGGGAAAAGCUGAACAUCUACAGCCCGCUGCCACCGUCUGCUCAGGCCCGGUUUGUUCCAGAGAGGCCGGGUGUUAUUCAGAGUGGGUUAACUACAGCGAGAGAGCACAUGCGCCCAUUGGUCCAGGCUGUUAAGGGUGCCUGUGUCUCUGUGAAAACAAGAAGUGUGAAUGUAUACUAUGCCGGAGAAGAUGUGUACUAUUACUUAAAAGACCCUCCCCCGGGUUUUCUACCCAGAUUUGGAACCGUCACCAUGGCUGGCGUACUUGGCAUGUUCUUGACACGGAAAGGCUCUCACUUCAAGAGGUUAGCCGUUCCACUGGGCCUGAUGAGUGCAGGAGCUUCAGUGUGCUACCCGGCUCAGACGGUGGCUGUGCUGAAGGUGACGGGUAAGAAGGUGUAUGCUGUCGGGCAGUGGAGCAGCGCUGCAGUGUCUUCACUGCUCAGCUCCAAGUCGCAGGACAUCAAAGACGUUGCUGCUUCACAACCACAGACAGCUGCAGUAGUUGACGAGGCCUCAGAGCCCAGCUCAGCCCAGAGCUCUACAAUCCCAGAGAGAGAGGUUGAAUCAGCCGAGUCUGUUGUCGCUGUCAUAACAGAGGAGGCGUCGUCAGUAGAACCAGAGAUUUACCCCGACCAGACCCCCACAGAGACCAACGCAGGUCCAGUGGCACAUUCAGUGCCAGUAGAGACAACGGCCAUCGCAACCUCUGAAGAAAUCAAUGCAUCUGUUGGAAGUGAGGAGCCCUCAGACACAAAACGAGCAGCAGAGGAUAUCUCCACUGACGCCAGCCCAGCUGAGCCCACGCCAAGCUUAGAACCAGAGACCUUGACGGCUUCUCCGGUGGAGUCUGUCCUGGUGGAGGUCGCCGCUCCAGUGGAGGUCGUCCCGGUGGAGUCUGUCCCGGUGGAGGUCGCCGCUCCGGUGGAGGUCGCCGCUCCGGUGGAGGUCGUCCCGGUGGAGUCUGUCCCGGUGGAGUCUGUCCCGGUGGAGUCUGUCCCGGUGGAGGUCGUCCCGGUGGAGGUCGCCGCUCCAGUGGAGGUCGUCCCGGUGGAGUCUGUCCCGGUGGAGGUCGUCCCGGUGGAGGUCGCCGCUCCGGUGGAGGUCGUCCCGGUGGAGUCUGUCCCGGUGGAGUCUGUCCCGGUGGAGUCUUUCCCGGUGGAGGUCGUCCCGGUGGAGGUCGCCGCUCCAGUGGAGGUCGUCCCGGUGGAGUCUGUCCCGGUGGAGGUCGUCCCGGUGGAGGUCGUCCCGGUGGAGGUCGCCGCUCCGGUGGAGGUCGUCCCAGUGGAGGAACCACCAACUCCAAAAGCCUCAAAUGAGCCAACAGUGCCAGUUGUUGAAUCAGCUGAGCCGGAACCUUCUGUCCAACCCGAGUUAACUGAGCUGCCACAAGCUGCUGCUGUGGACGAGACUCUCACACCACAGCUGGCACCAGGAGGCAGCAAAGGGGGCUCUGGCUUCAAGCAGGACCCUGCUCUGAUGGACUUUGGCCAGUCCAACCCCGAGGAUGAAGACCUGUACAGCACACGCAGCUGAGGCCACAUUCAGAACUACAGACCCUGUAUCAUUACUCAGGAAGUCUUUCAUCAACAUUUCCAUUCUCAUUUCUUCGGCCCACAUCAUUUUUAUUUCCACAGAAAAGGUCCUAGUACGUUCCUCAGUGCUGAGUCAGUUUGAGUAGGACAGGAACAAGGAUCACGCCCACUGCUGUUUACAAGUCUUUUCAUCCACAGAUGGCAGAUUUGUCUUUCUGUUUGUGUCAUUUAACAAUUAUUGGCUUUUGUGCGACAACUUUCACAGUCAUGAGUGCACGGUGCUUGUAUUUACUGUAAUUUAUCUGCUGAAAAUACUGCACAUGGAUUGGUAAUGAUUACAUGAAGGACUAUUGCUGUUGCAUUGUGUGACAUGAAGAAUUGUCCAGUUAUUUAGAACCAAAAAUAAAUAUAUUUUUCAUGAUU